Molecule: messenger RNA, 1981 nt
Organism: Cladophialophora immunda
Lineage: Eukaryota; Fungi; Ascomycota; Eurotiomycetes; Chaetothyriales; Herpotrichiellaceae
Exons: 4
Coding region: 125-1981 (618 amino acids)
Source: RefSeq, a predicted model, not a curated record
ACGUCGAGCAUAUGGGAAACUGCCGUUCCCAUGUCUCCGCAGUUGAAAAGCAGAUAACACUCCUCUUGUAGUUCUAUGUUCUGCUUUAUUUCCAUCUCCCAAAUUUCCUUUCCAGCAACUCAUCAUGGCUACUCCGGAGCCAGUACUCACAGAACCCAACAAUUUUCUCCCGAUUGACACUAAGCUCGCGGGGAAUACAUUCUCUGACCCACUUCGGCAUGACGGCACACACGGUUUCGAAUUAAGUUCCCCAGAUUCGAAGGACCAAGCUCAAGUGGCGGUGACGGAUAUUUCGUCAGGGCAAAGCAGUACGGAUGAGAAUGGACUUAGCCCUCUGGAUCCAGAGCCGCUUCCCGUCGUUGAGUCGCCAAUCUCGGAAACGGUUGAUCCUGAUCCUUUAGCGAAGUCCCCGCCAACGCGGCAGGAUUCAGCCUGCUAUUUAGAUGACAAGUCUGCAGCCGCGCCUGUCAUCGAUGACAUCGGACAGGAAAAGUUCCAGGAUCAACCUGAUGCAGCAGCUACCAAUGCGGUCAUACCUGAAAGCCCGACCCCAAAUGUGUCGGCGCUUAUCAUAGACCUCGGGGAUGUCUUGUGCAACUGGACUGCGCCACAAGCUCUGCCAAUCUCUCCAGCGAUGCUUCAUCGCCUUCUCAAGACUCGAUUCUGGCACGAAUACGACUCAGGUGUGAUUACACAAGAAGAAUGCUACAGCAGUCUUGCUACGCAGUACGGGCUCGUGUAUUCUGAUGUGGCAGAGGCGUUCAAGCAGGCCGCACAGUCUCUCAGUCCUGAUGAAGAGGUCUUUGGCAUGAUUCGUGGCUUGAAAGAGACCUAUCGCGGGUCAUUGAAGGUCUACCUUAUGUCGAACAUCCCCUUGCCUGAGUGGAAGGCCUUGGAAGGGGACUCACGAUAUGAUUGGACUUUGUUCGAUGGCUUCUUCAUCUCUGCUCAAGUGGGCAUGUGUAAACCCGAGCUCGGAUUCUUCCGCCAUGUUCUUAACAAGAUCAAUACGAAACCUAAGGAUGUAGUCUUUGUGGAUGACAACGCCGAAAACAUCCUCGCAGCUCGAUCACUGGGCAUCAGGUGCCUCAGAUACAAGGAUACUGGCGGGUUGAGGCGAUUCAUCCACCACAUCUUCGAUGAUGGAGUGGAACGAGGACGACAGUGGCUGCAAACCAAUGCUAAGAACAUGUGGUGCGUGACUCCUGACGGACGAGAAGUGAGAGACAAUUUUGCCCAGCUCUUCUUGUAUGAGGCUGCUGGCGACUUAAAUCUUGUCUCAUUGACAUUCUAUGAGCGCACAUGGAAUUACUACAUCGAGAAACCCAUUGAUACCGUGGAAAAGCAUCCCGAUGACAUUGAUACAACGUCGCUGGCGAUGAUUCUCCUACCCCACGACGUCGACAAAGCACACUCAAUUCUUGACGAAGUCCUGCUGUAUACUAACCGAGAUGGUAUUAUCCUCACAUAUUUCGACAAUAAACGACCCCGAAUUGAUCCCGCUGUUUGUGUCAAUGCUCUUCGCUUCUUCUACAAAUAUGGCCGAGACGACUUGCCUGCGUUGCAACCGACAAAAGCCUGGAUUUCGGAUGUUCUCUUCUACCGAGCUUACCUUGAUGGAACGUACUACUACCCCAGCGGAGACGUAUUUUUGUACCUUUUCAGCCGCCUCCUGAGCGCAAACCCCGGGAGCGAUAUUUACCGCAGCACAUGCGCCCUUCUGCGUGAACGAUUGCAAGAACGAAUGGGCUCGCCAGGAGAUGCGGUGGAAUUGGCCAUGCGAGUCAUUGCUUGUCUUGAUAUGGGGCUCAGGAAUGAAGUUGACCUGAGGAAGCUGGAGGCGCUACAGGAAGAAGAUGGGGGGUGGCCGAUUGGCUGGCUCUGCCAGACUGGGAAAAUCAGUCUGAAGAUUGGAAGUCGGGGUGUGGCGACGGCAUUAGCGGUCAAGGCCAUUGAGAUGGCACAGAUGAAAGGGUGUUGA